Ectocarpus siliculosus is the source of this 3243-nucleotide messenger RNA. The record is from the annotation of a GenBank genome assembly. Lineage: Eukaryota; Phaeophyceae; Ectocarpales; Ectocarpaceae.
UGGGGCUUCCCGGUGUUAAAUCAACAUUGAGGUACUCUCAGAAUUGAAGUGUUAGAGAGAAGGAGGAGCGCGCCCGACCCCCAGUCGCUCACUCAUCAUCAGGUGUAGUUUGCCCGUCUGCACACAUCUACCUUUUCAUUUGGUGUGAUUGAUUUACGGAGAGAAGAAAGAAUGGUCCUGCUAGGUCACCUCCAACAACAAGGUUUGGAACAAGCGCCAGAGCCACACAUCGAACCGGUCCGUCCCGCGAUGGCGAUGCCUCUCCCGGAGGAGCUCAUGUCCUCCGUCCUGGUGUUUCUGAGGAUGAAGGACAUGCUGCAGUGGCGCGUCGUCUCGAGCUCGACAAAGGCAAUGUGGGCUUCAGAAAGCCAGGUGUCUCGCGUCGCGAGGCGGGUGUCGGUGGACCUGCACCUCACCCUGUCCAAGCUCAAGGCCAUCUCGCUGCUCGCGCCGAGCCCAAGGCUGGACGGCACGGAGCCCGUCGCCAAUCGCGACGUUCACAGCUCGAAGUGGGGCAAGGCUCUCAACAUCGGACACAAGGGCGCUGCCGGGCAUGUGGAGGGCAACACGAUGCCGUCAUUCCUGGAGGCCGUCAGGCUUGGCGUGGAUGUGAUCGAGUUCGACGUCCUCACGACCUCGGAUGGGGUCGUUAUCUGCCAUCACGACCCCCUCAUCGAAGAGUCUGGCGAGUGGAUCGAAAACCUGACCCUCGCCCAGACCCGCGAGAGGCUCAAGCACAGCGUGUCGACCUUCGAGGAGAUGCUCCAGGAGAAGGCCUUGUCGGAGUCCGGCGUGCACCUGUACAUCGACAUGAAGCACACCGAGAUCGUGAGGCCGGUUCUGCACGCGGUGAUGCAGGCGGUGGACCGGUGGGGGUGGACGGCGGACAGGCUCGUCGUGGCGACCUUCCGCCAGCUUGACCUUUUGCAGGUCAACGCGUUUAGGCAGGCCAUUCCCGAGCUGGCAAAUCUCCGGACCGCUUGCAUUAUGGACGGCGGGCCCCUUACCCUGGCGCGCGACUUCAAGGCGCUGAAGGUGGACAUCUUGAGCACCGGCAAGGACCACGUGAGCCCCGACCUUGUCGCCGACUGCCAGAGGCGCGGCAUCCAAGUCUGGGUGUGGACCGUCAACAGCCUGCACUUCAUGGAGCGCCUGCUGAAAAUGGGCGUGGACGGGCUUUGCACCGACUACCCGGAGCUUGUGCACGAGUCCAACAAGAGGCUCCGCCCGCAGGCGAGCCAGACCGACGCGGCGACGUUCCCGUUCCCGCAGGGGCCGGACGCGUACUCGGGCGUGGACCUCCGUGGCCUGGCCGCUCCCGCCUCGUCGGAAGGGAAGGCGGUCGUAUCGACGACGGCGACCGGCGUCGGCGGCGACAAGGACAGCGACGGCAACAACUCCUCGUCCACGGCCUCGAUGAGCGGUAGCGACGGCGGUAGCCGCAGCAAUCGUUCCAACAGUAGCGUUAGCAGCCACACGAGCUCGUCGACGACCAACAAGGCCGAGGACUCGACCGACGCGACCGUGCUGGGGGGCUGGUACAGCCGCUGCGACACGUGCGAGGAGUCGGCAGAGGGGUCGGACCAGCAGAGGCUCAUCGCGGCGCUGUACGGCGACCUUGCCGGCGUGCGGGACUUCGCCGUCCGCACGGUCGAAGACGCGAAAGUACUCGUCAAGGUAUGCUCGCGCGCCGUGGCUGUCGAGUCGUUCUUAGCGGGCGACGCCAUGCAAGGGAAGAGGGCCACGAGAGAACUCGCCGCGGCGACGGCUCUCAGCAAGGACGCGGAAACGUUGGCGGAGCAGACCCUCAGGCCGUUCGUGUCCUCCGCGGAGACGUUCAAGUGGUCCGUCGACCUCAUCUCCACGGCCCAGGGCCGGGAGUUCAUGUCGCAGCUAACCAGGAGCAUGAAGAGAGACGAGGUGUUGCCCAUGCUGCCCUUCGAGAAGGCCUUCGUUAAAGACCUUCUUGGCAUGGUCUUCAGCUGAAGAAUGCCGCACGUCCUACACCAAGCCCGUUCCCAACCGGCUUGCUAAACACGCCGCACCGCGCGCAGCACGCGUACCAUGUGCAUCCUUAAUAUCCUUCGGAUAUCUUGCUGACUCGUCGAGGUGCCACCUUGUCAUCCUUUCGUACCGGGACGGUAAAGACGCACUUGGGUACACGAUCGAGUUUUGGGGUCGUAUUUGGUUUCACUCACCAUGUUCGUGGGUGCCGACCCUCUCUGUUUAUGGCCGAGAUUUCUUUUUGUUGAACGGGAGACGUUCCUUGUUUCGCCUCCUGUUGCUGCGUGGGAGUACGUGCCAUCUUUGUUUCCUUAGUCUUUUUUUCGUUUAUGUCAUCUUGCCUUCUUACACUCGGAGCGAAAAGAAUUUUGAGCACUGGCGAACCAAGCUAGAUGUCCUUAAGGGGGCGCGCUUUUAUUUCGUUUGAUGUUUUCCGGUAGGGUGGGGUGGUCGUGGUUGGUUUGGAAAGUACGGCUGGGAGAAGAUAAUGCAUGCCAAGGUUGACGUUUAUUUUGCGUUUUUUGACGCCGAUUGACGGACCAGAUGUUUGUCGUCGUCGCGCCGACGUCUUGAAUCUACAGUAGUGGCGUCUAUCUUUGCUGGACUUGGAACCUAAGAUUUGCACACAAACCAGCCGACCUUUCACCAAUGCUAUCAACAUCUGGUUUGUGAGACAGGGUUACUUAUGUCCAGGUGUUUUUUCGCCAACGGUGCAGCUGCAGCAAGGCGACCAAUAGCACGUGCGUCUUUUUUUUGUGCCAUGCUGAUGUUAGUCUCGUAUCAAAAGGAGGGCGCACCGGUUCGGCGACGUGCCUCGUGUAGUUUUUAGCCAGCGCUCGUCCACUGCUGCUGCACAGUACUAGUAUGUAGUUGACGCUGGAUGAGUGAAGACGUGGACUGUCCCAUUGCAGUUUACUGCUGUUUGUUCUCUCUGCUUUUUGUUUGUUUCGAGUCCUUGGGUCUUCGUCUUUGGAGUCGUGAGUUAGAGGGCAGCACGGAAACCUCAUGGCUGCCGUGUCGAUCCACCCGUUGUAGGAUCGCCGCUGUAUGUUGUGUAAUUUCUGUGUAGUAGGUGUUGCACAUGACAGUAAAAUGGUUUGUGUUUGCGCGGAUUCAAGAACCUCCUUUUGUGCUGGACUAGGUGAUGAGCCAGAGAGAAGUGAGAGAUGUGGGUAAAUGUGCUGUUGUUCUGGCGGGAAGAUGGUUUCAGUUUCAGUUAAGAUAAUAUGGAUAUGGCAG